AAUUUUUCCCAACUAUCACAAUGGAGCGCUCAGAAUCUGAAGAAACUGUACACAUCUUUACUCAACUCGGCGAAUAUCUGAUUGAUUCUAUCCUACGUGGAGAAUCCAUCGAUGCAAUCAAACUCAUCGUGCAAGAAGGAGCUCCACUUUGGUACCAAACUGAAAGUGAAGGAAUGUCUGCCCUCCAUGCAGCAGCUUAUAUGCAAAACACCGAGCUCGUUCAAUAUCUCAUUGACGAAGGGGCCAUAUGGAACUCUGUGGAUAAUCUCAAAUAUACUGCGGCGGACGUAGCCCUCUCAUUCAACAAUGAAACCAUCUACACGAUUAUACGAAAUGCGGGGAUCCGAGCUGAAAUGCUGCUCACCUUGCUUUCCUCGCGUUCCGAGAUUGAGGAACCUUCGUCUCUCAUGAUCCGAUCCGAAGACGAGACUGCAGCUGCAUCGACGAAUGCUUUCCUAAAAUCAAGACUGAACUUUAUCAAGGAUAAAAAUGGUCAAGAAAUAUGCGUUGUGAAAGUGGGCGAUGAAGAGAUUGGUGUUAUGAUGGGUUGGGAACAGGGAAUUAUGCAGGAGACUGUGAAGAAUUUAUGUGAAGAUCACCCGUCUUCAGAUAAUCUCAAGGUCUUGAACAUUGGAUUCGGUCUGGGCAUUAUUGACACCCUAUUUCAAGCUCUUCCUACUCGUCCAAUUACUCACUAUAUCGUGGAGCCGCAUCCCGAUGUGCUUCAGUAUAUGAAAAGGCUAGGGUGGUAUCAAAAGCCCGGCGUCAAAAUCCUCGAACGGAAAUGGCAAGACUCGAUACAAGAUCUAUUGGAAGUGGGUGGCUUCGAUGUGGUGUACACUGAUACUUUCUCUGAAGACUACAACGCACUUCGUGGGUUCUUUGAGCAUCUGCCCGACUUGCUCGCAGGUCCAGAAUCCCGAUUCAGUUUCUUCAAUGGCUUAGGCGCGACCAAUGCACUGUUCUAUGAUGUGUAUACACAUCUUGCUGAGCUCCAUUUGGCCGAUGUUGGUAUCGAUGUGUGUUGGAAGGACGUCAUUGUAUCCGACGAUAAAAAUUUGGACCGCUGGGGUAAAACUAGAGAAUAUUUUCUACUGCCUUUGUACCGACUCCCGAUAGGUCGCAUGUCGAAUUUUGUGUAAAUCAGAACACGAAGUUGAU
Molecule: messenger RNA, 1161 nt
Organism: Lentinula edodes (shiitake mushroom)
Lineage: Eukaryota; Fungi; Basidiomycota; Agaricomycetes; Agaricales; Omphalotaceae
Product: arginine methyl transferase
Exons: 5
Coding region: 21-1142 (373 amino acids)
Biological process (GO): peptidyl-arginine methylation
Cellular component (GO): cytoplasm; nucleus
Molecular function (GO): protein arginine N5-methyltransferase activity; protein binding
Source: RefSeq, a predicted model, not a curated record